This is a messenger RNA of Acipenser ruthenus (sterlet), 2027 nucleotides long. Its product is annotated as tumor necrosis factor ligand superfamily member 10-like. NCBI's taxonomy places the organism in Eukaryota, Metazoa, Chordata, Actinopteri, Acipenseriformes, Acipenseridae. Gene Ontology annotation, molecular function: tumor necrosis factor receptor binding. The record is from RefSeq and is a predicted model, not a curated record. The coding region runs from base 50 to 910 and encodes 286 amino acids. Gene Ontology annotation, cellular component: membrane. Gene Ontology annotation, biological process: immune response. The transcript has 5 exons.
CAAAUCUUUUUCGGUUCAGCCAGUGUUUGGUCGGAUAGCGAUCAUCAGUAUGGCUUGCUCGAACUCUGUACAGAUUCUCGGAUUUCUAAUGCUUUUUGCAAUUCUUCUGCAAACCAUAGCUGUGGCUGUUACUUUCAUAUACUUCACCAAUGCAUUAACUACGUUGAAGGAAACAUUUUCCAAGAGCAGUAUUUCCUGCCUAGGGAAAUCCAACUUCAACUCCUGGGAGUUGUUGGGAGACAUCGAAGUAGAGAACGAGGACGACCCCUGCUGGCAGGUCACGCAACAGCUCCACCUUUUAAUAGAAAAGACCAUGUCAAAUCGCUAUCAGAAGGAAAUAUCAUCUGCUGUAAAAGAUGAAGUGUCCCAAGUUAUUCCAUCCCUCACCACUGAAAUCCAAGGAUCUCCACGCCCUGAGAUAGCAGCUCACCUCACUGGGAACUUCAUGAGCAAUGCACAAAAAGAAGGAAGUGCAAUGAUCAGGAGAGUCAAAGGUCAAAAGAUUCAGACGUGGGAAUCUAGGAAAGGCUUGGCAUUCCUGCACAAUCUGGAGUUCAAGAACGGCGAGCUGAUCGUUCCUAGAACUGGACUGUACCACAUCUACUCCCAGACCUAUUUCCGACACACAGCACCCUCUGAUGGCUCUGAAGUGUCUCAGAGAUCUGUAAGGAACAAACAGAUGCUGCAGUACAUUUACAAAGUAUCCUCUUAUCCCGACCCCAUACUCUUAAUGAAAAAUGCAAGGACAACAUGCUGGUCCAAAAACACAGAGUACGGGCUGUAUUCAAUCUACCAAGCUGGAGUGUUUGAACUGAAAGCUAAUGACAGAGUUUUUGUCACAGUCAGUAACAUCAGUGUAGUAGACAUGGACGAAGAGUCGAGUUUCUUUGGGGCCUUUUUGGUCAGCUAAAGGAAAUGAAUAUAGGGUAGGGGUCUCGACUCUUACUACAUUUCUAUAUCUCAUACCCCAUUUACUGGGGUGUGCUGUCAAUACCUGCAAACACUUGAAGAAGAGUUUGUGAGGGCACCAGUCUGCAGAGCUACCUUUGUGCUAGAGUCGAGCGUUCUCUACGCAGGCAAGAUUAACCCAGCUGUGCAAAGAAGCCUCAGGGCUCUGUCGCACACAGCAAAGGGUGGCUCAGGGCUGGUCUUGGUGGUUUUCCUGCCCGGAAAUAGAAAGACGUAGAAAGCUAAUACAGGUCCUACCUAACAUGUAUGGGUCUGUUAAAAGUCUAGUCAGGAUAGGGUUACCAUAUGACUCCAUGCACACUAAGACAGUUUGGGAGAGUUCAGGCUUUUCAACUCUCAGUGCAUUCUAGUACGUUUUAUCUGUCUCGGGUACCUUUCAAAGUAGGACUACGCUUACCAAAAUGCAUUGGGGUGUGAGUUGAACUGAACUGCCCAAACUGCUCAAGUGUACAUGGAGUCAUAUGGUAGCCCUAGUCCAGGGUUAACCCAGCUCCAUAAUUGCUAAUGUUCAUAUGAGUUGGAAGAAAGAGAAAACUGGCUUAGAUUCCUAUACUAGGAAUUCUAGUCUGACGGAGUGUAAUGAACUAAUGUUAACACUACAUUCUCUUUUUUAUGAGAGCGAUUGAAUCGAAUAUAUUCAGUAUUAGCAAAAUAGUGGGUUUAAUCCUACGUGCUGCACUUUCUGUAUAUUUUUAUAUACUUUGUAUUGUAUAUAUUUUGUAUAUUAGGAUGUCAAAAACUGUUAUUGUUGUCUUACUGGCACAUGGAGUAGCGAUGUUAGCAAUGGUAAGUCGAAGUGAAUGCUUACGGGGUAACUUAACCCAUUAAGUACCAAAUAUAUUUUUAUUUGAUAAAAUCAGAACGCAAGCUGUAUUUAUGUCAUUUGAUACAUUGCAUUCAGACCCAAUAAAAUUAGAGUAAGUUACCAUAACAAUAUAGUUAGAGGAAAUUAAAAUAACAGGUAGAUGCCAGUUAAAAAUGCUCCAAACAAUUAAAGGUUAAAGGUUUUCUAAAUCUUCUCAAUUAAAAGUCAAUAAAAUAAAAAUAUAUAAACAGUU